Molecule: messenger RNA, 584 nt
Organism: Prionailurus viverrinus (fishing cat)
Lineage: Eukaryota; Metazoa; Chordata; Mammalia; Carnivora; Felidae
Gene: ERLN
Product: small integral membrane protein 6
Exons: 2
Coding region: 138-320 (60 amino acids)
Source: RefSeq, a predicted model, not a curated record
UGCCAACACCUUUUCCUCCCAAGAGUUGCUUCUUUGAGUCAGGGCGUGGCUCGGCCCCCAAAGUGCAGGGCCUGAAGGAUUACCCUGAUCGGCCCACUUUUAGGACACAGGAGUGUUAACAGCAGAAUCAGGUUCACAUGGACAAACUGAUGACAAAGCAGGACAUCUGGAAAGAUGAGUUCUGGCAGAACCCCUGGGACCAGGGAGGCCUGGUAGUGAUCAUUUUAUUCAUCACCACGAUCCUGUUUCUCAUUGUGUUUGCCAUUGUAUUUGGUUUUCUCCCUCCGCUUGAGAACAUCAACCAGUGUGAAGAGUUGUGACCUGACUUUCUGGAGGCCAAGAAGGGGACCACCUGUUAGAUACUCUCGAAACACCAUGUAUGUUUUCUUCAAAGCCUUUUCAGAGUCUGCAAUUAUACGCUUUUAUUAAUGUAAUUAAUUAAUUUGUUAACUAAUAUUAUCUGAUAAGUGCCUGCCUUCCCCACUGGACCGAACACCACAAAAGCAGGUGAUGGGUUUCUGCUCACCAUUGUAUGCCCAUAUCUGAUGUGCCUCACAUACAGUCCAUUUCAAACAAUAUUUGCU